Messenger RNA from Seminavis robusta, 1280 nucleotides. The record is from the annotation of a GenBank genome assembly. Lineage: Eukaryota; Bacillariophyta; Bacillariophyceae; Naviculales; Naviculaceae.
GGUGACUGGCCUGGCCGUCGUCCGUUGGAUCUUUCCGUCUUUUUGAGAAUCCAAAAGAUCCAAUCUUUUCUCAAAACAUGCCCCAUGGCAGCAACCACAACACCUGCCACCAAUUUAUUUUAGUAAGCAAGGCACCAUGAAUAAUAGUGAUACAGCAGCAGAAGCAGAAGCUCCCAAACAUUUCACUCGAACAUCCUCGGUGCAUCGUCGUCGAACACUCUAUUUGGUUCGACACGGCCAAGCUUUGCACAAUGUCAAGGAAGCGGAAGCCCAAGAAGCCGCACGACAAAUGGCGCUGCAACAACAACCGAGUUGCACGCCCGACGAAAUUGCCCAACAAAUGGAAGAUGCUCGCAAAGCCGUCUUGCAAGAUGCCACUCUUUUCGAUGCACCGCUCACCGAAUUGGGACGUCAACAAGCCAAACAAGCGGGAGAAUAUUUGGCCGAAUUGAUUGACCGUGGCGUGGCCCCGCCACCCACCGAGGCCAUGGUAUCUCCUCUCAGUCGGUGUUUGGAAACGGCCGAUAUUUUAUUGCAACAACAUUUGCAACACGAAUUUGACAUUCCAGAUGACGAUGAAGAUCCUUCCGAACGACUGGAUAUUAACAAUGAAGCAACAAAAGACAACGACAAUUCAACAACGGAAGAAUCGCCUCGGCGGAGUCAGCGCCGAAGUACCUUGUUGGUUCAUAUUCGACCGGAAAUUCAGGAACGACAAACCCAAUAUCCACCUGAUACUCCCCAAACACCCGAUCAACUCUAUCAUUGGACGCAACAGCAGCAACAAGAGCAACAAGAGCCACAACAACAAGAACAACAAUUGGACAACAACACGGACUCGUCGUCGUCGUCGUCAAACAAUUAUCGCUUUCAUCAUCAUGGCAAGGCAUUGACUGGACACGCACUCCAAGUCGAAGAAUCUCGGACGCAAUUGCGAGAACGAGCCAGCAAACUAUUUGAUGUAUUGAUGGAAAUGAGUCAUCGACAUGUACUCAUUAUUAGUCACAAGGGAUAUUUGCGAGAAAUGGAACGAGGAUUAUUGGGAUUGACGGAUUCGCCACUCUUUGACAAUGCCGAAGUGAGAGUUUACCAUGUGGUCUUUACACGAGGAGAUCGAAGUUUGGAAUCGGUGGAGCGGUUGGCGUAACCAACUACGUACUUAUUAGUUUCCAGAGUUGAGUGUAUCAUAUCAUAGUACAAACGUAAUAGACAUGACGUAGAGAAGCGUUGCGGCUUUCAUAAGAAAACCCGCAAAAUGGAAUUUCGAGUUUAGUUGUCAU